AUGGAGUUGGGCAAUGUCACCAGAGUAAAUGAAUUUGUAUUUCUGGGACUUACUCAGUCCCAAGACCUAAGCUUUGUCCUAUUUCUUUUUUUGUGCUUUCUGUAUGUGACAACUCUUCUGGGAAACCUCCUCAUUAUGGUCACCGUGACCUGCGAGUCUCGCCUGCACACCCCCAUGUACUUCCUGCUCCGCAAUCUCUCUGUCUUGGACAUCUGCUUCUCCUCCGUCACUGCCCCGAAGGUGCUGGUUGACCUUCUUUCAAAGAGAAAGGUCAUCUCCUUCAAUGGUUGCAUCACACAGAUGUUUUUCUUCCACCUCCUCGGUGGGGCAGAUAUCUUCUCCCUCUCUGUGAUGGCCUUUGACCGCUACGUGGCCAUCUCCAAGCCCCUGCACUACGUGACCAUCAUGAGUAGGGGGCGCUGCACUGCCCUCAUCGUGGCCUCCUGGGUGGGGGGCUUCGUCCACUCCAUCGUGCAGAUUUCCCUCUUGCUCCCGCUCCCCUUCUGUGGGCCUAAUGUUGUGGAUGGUUUCUACUGCGAUGUCCCCCAGGUCCUCAAACUCGCCUGCACCGACACCUUUGCUCUUGAGGUCUUAAUGAUUUCCAACAAUGGCCUGGUCACCACCCUGUGGUUUAUCUUCUUGCUUGUGUCCUACACAGUCAUUCUUACAAUGCUGAGGUCUCAGGCAGGGGAGGACAGGAGGAAAGCCAUCUCCACCUGCACAGCCCACAUCACGGUGGUGACCCUGCACUUUGUGCCCUGCAUCUACGUCUACGCCCGGCCCUUCACUGCCCUCCCCACAGAUAAGGCCAUCUCUGUCACUUUUACCAUCAUCUCCCCUCUGCUGAACCCCCUCAUCUACACUCUGAGGAACCACGAGAUGAAGUCAGCCAUGAGGAGACUGAAGAAAAGGCUCAAACCUUCUGUAAUGCAAUAG
Messenger RNA from Hippopotamus amphibius kiboko, 936 nucleotides. RefSeq names its product olfactory receptor 4D11. Lineage: Eukaryota; Metazoa; Chordata; Mammalia; Artiodactyla; Hippopotamidae. Gene Ontology annotation, biological process: G protein-coupled receptor signaling pathway. The transcript has a single exon. Gene Ontology annotation, molecular function: G protein-coupled receptor activity; olfactory receptor activity. Gene Ontology annotation, cellular component: membrane. The record is from RefSeq and is a predicted model, not a curated record. Bases 1 to 936 code for a protein of 311 amino acids.